UGCAAAGAGUUAACACUUCUAAAGGCUGACAGGUUUCUUGUUGUGCCAUCUGAAGACAAGAGAGGAAAGACAAAAAAAAACGGUCACAGCCAGUUAGCCACAGCAGGCUGAGUUCUCAGGAGCACAUCUGCAAAUUAAGCAGAUAGAUUCCCCUCCAUGCCACAAGCCCCCCGUGCUGUCAGAGAAGAUUCCUCAAAGUGCUCACAUUUGAAUCCCAAUAACAUAGAAAGCUUUCGGAGGACGCAAAAGCACUCUAUCAGCCAGAUACCAAAAUAUGACCCAAUCAGCAGACGCAAUGUCACUGCAGAUGGUGACAGCUGUCAGUAAUUCAUCCUUGCUUCAGCCGGGCUGUUCGCUGCUGAAUUUUGAUGGGCAUGUCUUCUUUUUUGGGCAGAAAGGAUGGCCGAAGAGAUCCUGUCCCACUGGUGUUUUCUUCCUUGAUAUAAAGCAGAAUGAGCUCAAAAUGAAACCUGUCUUCUUCUCUAAGGAUUCAUGUUACCUUCCCCCUCUCCGCUACCCCGCAAUUUGCACGUUUAGAGGCAAUGAGGAGUCCGAUAAGCACCAGUAUAUCAUUCACGGUGGGAAAACGCCUAACAAUGAUCUUUCUGAUAAGAUCUACAUUAUGAGUCUAGUAAGCAAAACUAGCAAGAAAACCACUUUUCAAUGUGUUGAGAAAGAUCUGGGUGGGGAUGUCCCUGAAGCUAGAUAUGGACAUACAAUUAAUGUAGUUCAUAGCCGGGGAAAAAGCAUGAGCGUUAUAUUUGGAGGUAGAUCGUAUAUUCCUCUCGCACAAAGAACCACUGAAAGAUGGAACAGCGUGGUUGACUGUUUGCCGUCUGUGUUUCUUGUUGAUUUUGAGUUUGGAUGCUGUACAUCGUACAUACUUCCGGAGCUCCAAGAUGGACUUUCUUUCCACGUUUCAGUUGCCAGGAAUGAUACAAUCUACAUUUUGGGAGGCCAUUCACUUCAAAAUAACACCCGGUCCCCCAGCUUAUACAAGCUAAAAGUUGACCUCCCGCUAGGCAGCCCAGCUCUGACCUGCAGUGUCUUGCCAGGGGGAAUAUCUGUGUCAAGUGCUAUCGUGACUCAGACCAGUGAUACCGAAUUUGUCCUUGUGGGGGGCUACCAGUCUGACAACCAGAAACGGUUGGUCUGUAACACCAUAGUUUUGGAAGAUAAUAAGAUAGAGAUUGUUGAAAGGGCAAGCCCGGACUGGACACCAGAUAUUAAACACUGCAGGAUGUGGUUUGGCUGUGAUAUGGGCAAAGGGUCUGUAUUGCUGGGCAUUCCAGGGGCCAACAAACAGUUAAUCUCAGAUGCAAACUACUUCUACAUUUUGAGAUGCAAAGGCACAGAAGAGGAUGAGGAGGAAGAACUGACAGCACAAAUUUGCAGUCAGGCAUCUACCGAAGACCAAGGAGACUCCACUCCGUUUGAAGAUUCAGAAGAGUUUUGUUUUAGUGCUGAAGCCAGUAGCUUUGAUGUUGAUGAUAUCGACACUUACAAUGAAGAUGAUGAAGAAGAUGAAUCAGAAACAGGUUACUGGAUCACCUGCUGUGCCAGCUGCAAUAUUGAUAUUAACACUUGGGUGCCUUUCUAUUCAACAGAACUCAACAAGCCCGCAAUGAUCCUGUGUUCCAAUGGGGCUGGCCAUUGGGUCCAUGCACAAUGUAUGGAUCUGUCAGAGAGCAUGCUCCUACAUCUCUCAGAAGCAAAUGUCAAGUAUUUCUGCAACGAGCAUGUUGACCUUAAUAAAGGGCUACAAACUCCCAAAAGGUGAUGCAUCUGAAAAAGCAACCCAUGAAACCACUACGCAAAAGAAAACCAUGAAUUUAACAACACCAGUGAAAAAGUCCUUUCUUCGGAGAUUAUUUGAAUAGAUUUACACCACUGAUUUGUAUUCAACUGGGAGUCAAAGACAGGGAUCUUUUAUUUAAUUGAUUCUAAUUAUCAAUUAAAAUAAUCAAUUAUCAUUGCAAUUUAAUUUCAAAGCUCAUGAAUUUAUUUUGUUUCUUAUGUAUAUUUUUGCAAUAUCCAGAUAGGAAAUUCAUCACAGAGUGCAUUGUGCAAACAUACAGCCAGAUAGUGUUAACUUUGUUCUGUAUUUUAUACUAUAACCAAAUCCCCAGUUACCCCACUGAAAUUAGUAGAACUGCUUAUCCCAUGUACUCAGUAGUGUUAGCAUCUGUCCAUAAAAAAAAAAAAAAAAAAAAAAAAAAUAUUUUCCAUUUUAAUGUUUUAUCUUAGUAGUUCUAGAAAUAUUUGGCUAAUUUAUAACUGCAUUACUGUGAUUUUAUGUUGAGGUAAUGAACUAAAACUAGACUAAUUCAUCUGGUUUUAAACUGAAGUGAUGGCUUAAGUCCCUUGUGUCAGAAAUAAUGAAAUAUUCAGACACUGAGGGUCUGUUUUCUUCAGGGACUUCCAAAAUGAAAA
Messenger RNA from Cygnus olor (mute swan), 2433 nucleotides. It is a transcript of the gene RAG2, whose product is annotated as recombination activating 2. Gene Ontology annotation, biological process: V(D)J recombination. The transcript is spliced from 2 exons. Bases 275 to 1780 code for a protein of 501 amino acids. The record is from RefSeq and is a predicted model, not a curated record. Gene Ontology annotation, molecular function: protein binding; sequence-specific DNA binding. Gene Ontology annotation, cellular component: nucleus; DNA recombinase complex. NCBI's taxonomy places the organism in Eukaryota, Metazoa, Chordata, Aves, Anseriformes, Anatidae.